Zonotrichia leucophrys gambelii is the source of this 4412-nucleotide messenger RNA. RefSeq names its product cyclin Y (gene CCNY). The transcript has 12 exons. NCBI's taxonomy places the organism in Eukaryota, Metazoa, Chordata, Aves, Passeriformes, Passerellidae. The record is from RefSeq and is a predicted model, not a curated record. Gene Ontology annotation, biological process: regulation of cyclin-dependent protein serine/threonine kinase activity; regulation of canonical Wnt signaling pathway. Gene Ontology annotation, cellular component: cytoplasmic cyclin-dependent protein kinase holoenzyme complex; plasma membrane. Gene Ontology annotation, molecular function: cyclin-dependent protein serine/threonine kinase activator activity; protein kinase binding. Bases 375 to 1508 code for a protein of 377 amino acids.
CUGCUGCGGUGUCGCUGCCGCGGAGGCUGCGACGCUGCCGCGUGGGUGCGUGCGCGGAGCGGGCCCGGCGGCUGCGCGGGGGCGGGGGAGGAUGGGGCUGUGCCCCGGCGGGCCCCGCGCUGCCCGCCCGCGGAGGAGGGCGGCUUAGCUGCCGCAGCCCACGCCGGCGGGCCGCGCUGCGGGGCCGCCUCCGCGGAUGAGCCGCCGGGGGGAACCGCCGGCGAGUGCAGCCGCAGGGCGCCGCAGCCGCCGCCUCCUCCCCCGCCGCCGCUCCCUCUUGUCGCCGCUGCCGCCCAUGGCUUCCCGCCACCCCUGCUGACCGGCCGCCCCUCGCCUCCUCCCGAGCCGGGCCGGGCCGGGGCCGGGCAGAGAAGAUGGGGAACACCACGUCCUGCUGCGUCUCCUCCAGCCCCAAGCUGCGGCGGAAUGCCCACUCUCGGCUGGAGUCCUACCGCCCCGAGGCCGAGCUGAGCCGGGAGGACACGGGCUGCAACCUGCAGCACAUCAGCGACCGGGAGAACAUCGACGAUUUGAACAUGGAAUUCAACCCGUCAGAUCAUCCACGGGCCAGUACGAUAUUUCUCAGUAAAUCACAAACAGAUGCUCCCUGGGAGGAAAAUUAUCUUGAUUUAUGUGGUAGUUGCCUCCAGAGUUGUAUCCUAAAUGCUGUGGUAUUUUCACUGGAACAGAGCUCCGCAGGCUCUCUAUGGGUGAGAGAAAAACGCAAGAGUCUCUAUAUAAACCACCAUCCUCCUGGGCAGUUGAGAAGGAAGUACAGUUCCUGCUCCACUAUUUUCCUGGAUGACAGCACGGUCAGUCAACCAAACCUCAAGUAUACCAUCAAAUGUGUAGCUCUUGCAAUAUAUUACCACAUCAAAAACAGGGACACAGACGGAAGAAUGCUCUUAGAUAUUUUUGAUGAAAACCUUCAUCCCCUUUCGAAAUCCGAAGUGCCACCAGACUAUGACAAACAUGACCCGGAGCAGAAACAGAUUUACCGCUUUGUCCGGACGUUGUUCAGUGCUGCUCAACUGACUGCUGAAUGUGCCAUUGUCACCCUGGUAUAUCUUGAAAGACUCUUAACUUAUGCAGAGAUAGAUAUCUGUCCAGCAAACUGGAAGCGAAUAGUACUGGGGGCAAUUCUCCUGGCAUCGAAAGUGUGGGACGACCAGGCAGUGUGGAACGUGGAUUACUGCCAGAUCCUGAAGGAUAUCACAGUGGAAGACAUGAAUGAGCUGGAACGCCAGUUUCUUGAGCUGUUACAGUUCAAUAUUAAUGUUCCCUCCAGUGUUUAUGCCAAGUAUUAUUUUGAUUUGCGUUCCCUGGCAGAAGCAAAUAACCUGAGUUUUCCCUUGGAGCCCCUCAGCAGGGACAGGGCAUAUAAACUUGAGGCCAUUUCUCGCCUGUGUGAAGAUAAAUACAAGGACUUCAGGAAAGCUGCAAAGAAGCGGUCGGUCAGUGCUGACAAUCUGACUGUGGUUAGAUGGUCCCCUGCAAUUAUCUCCUAACAGAGGAGACUGGAAUAUUCAUACGGACCUACUGUUUCAUCCAUCCAUUUUUUUCUGAGUGGGCUGGGGGCGGGGGGAUAAAGAAAAAAAGACUUUUGAUUUUUUUAUUUUUAAAUCUGUCAAGCUGCCUUUACAGUGCCUCCCCAUUGUGUAGCACACGAGUGAAAUGCCUAACGGAAGGAGAAAUGCAGAAAUCGGUGUUCGGGAGAGAAGAUCGGCAACAAUUAUUUUCUCACUUCCACUAACAGCUUUACACUUUUAUGAGGAAACAGCAAAUCAGGUGCUUGGAAGAAGAAACAAAAAAAAUGAAGUAGAGGCAGAAAAAUAUUUAAGAACUCUGCCAUUUUCUAUUAUAUUGUACUCAUGAAGGGAAAUGGCAGCAUGAAAAAAACAACAUGUAGUCAGAUGACUGUGCACUAGAGGAAUGACAUUGGGAGUUCCAUCUUAAAGGUUUCUCUUAAUAUCUUUUUGUUGUUGUUGUUGGUUUUUUUUUUUUUUGCAUUCCUCAUUGCUGCUUCCCAGGAUAAAUUCUUCCCCUUGCACAGCAGGAAAUACAAAAUCUGUAUUUACAGUAGCACAAGCCCCUGAAUAAAUAGUGUUGGGUUUUUUCACUGCACUUUUCUCUGUAACCUGUCUUAUUAGCAUUAUUCUUCUUAAUUAUUAUGCAUAUGUUACAUAUGUUUCUUGUAUGCCUUUUAUUGUAUUUCAAAAGAGAGAACUUGACCAUAGUGCUGAACCAAAAGUGUGUACAGGGAUCAGAAGAUCUUCGUAAUUUCAUGAUGUGUUUUAUUUAUAGUAUACUUGGGUGCGUGUGCCUUCCUGAGUUCUUGGAAUCAUUUAUUUUUCCUUAAUAUAAAGAUACAGUUGUUAAAGUCUUGAGAUGAUGAUGAUAAGACUUGGGCCAAAUCUCUGAAAUUUGCAACAGAUCUUGUGAUCCUUUUCGCAGAUUUUCAUAGCAUUAGAAGUUUAGCAGAAUUCAUCCAUUUUGAAGGAGAUUUUUUUUUUUUUUUUUUGUGGCCUGACAAGUUCAUUCCUUCACCUCCAGGUCCAUUGUUGCAAGCAAUAUUCUCAAUUUUUAUAUGUUUAUUUUAAAUCAAAGUGAGUCUGUUUGUAUAAAAUAAAAAAUAAUAAAAAAAAUUGUUCCAAUGAGAAGGCCUCUAGAAGAGCAGAAUGGAAAUCUUAAUAAGGUAUCUGUCACAAGGAGAUUUGAUUUGAAAGCUAAAAUACAAACCCUCAUGUUUUUCAGUGUAGGUGCUUAUAGAAAUUAAAAGUAACUGAACUGUGAAUAUAAUUUCCAACUCGGAUUAUUGAACUCCUCUGUUGUUAUUAUUAUUUCGUUCUUACUGUGGCUGUUCCCCCCUUGGCAAUUGUAAGAACCUUUAUACAAAAUAACUUCUCAGUAUAAAGAUAUUUGCUUCAUAACACCACAGGGUGAUUUUUUUCCCCCAGUUGUUUUUUUGUUGUUGUUGUUGGGUUUUUUUGUUUUUUUGGGGAGUUUUUUUGCACAGUUUAGAAAGAUACAGCUGAAAGCUCUCAGUUCCCUGCAAUGUGUCCUUGUGACUGUCGCUGAAGGGAAUGGCAGCAGAUGUCCCUGAUUUGUGCACUACUGUUGUAACCCACAAAGAUUCCAUGUUUGUUUUGUUAAGCCCUAUGGGCUUGUAGCUACCUGGGGGCCCAGAGAUGCACACCUGGCUCCCAGAGCGAUGCUGAUCCGGGGCCUCCGGGCCAGGAGGCACCCACAGGAUCACAGCAGAGAAACCAAACAGCUUCCUGUCAGCUUUCCAAUGGGAUUUGUUUAGUUUGAGACAUGAAGGCUUUGUCCAUAAAUUCUCCUGGUGUUCUUUAGGCCUUUAAAAUAAUCUAAUUCUCAUCACUUCUUGUUGUGCCAAUGCAUCAGAACUGUGAGUAUCCAAGUCCAUUUUUCCCUUGAACAUGGAAUGUAAGGCAAGUGUUUAUAACAAAUUACAGCAUUUGAAACCUCUUUACAAAUAGUAUCAAAAGGAACAUUUUCAGAACAUUUGAAAUUCAUCCUUUAUAAGCAUAAAUUUAGGCUUUAAAAUAUGUAAAAUAUUUUGAUUUAUCAACACUUUGCUAAACUAUUUUCCAUUUAACUUGAUAUCAGGAAUAUUGGUUUUAUCCAUUUCUGGGUGAUAGAGAUAUGAACUUUGGAUUAUGUAAAGAUAUCAAUGCAUCUACUAUAAUUUUUGUGAAGUUUAUUAAACUACUUUAAAGAUUGUAUAGUCUAUUUAUUGUAUGUAUGUACAUACAGUCUGAUACUUUAAAAAGUGGAUUCCGUAAAACCUGGCUCAGUCUUGUUUAGACUAUUGAAUAUCGUUUUAGCCUUGUGCACUGGACUCUACCUCUGUAUAGGAGAAUUUUCCAUAUUCUUAAUUAGUACUGAUUCUGUGAUUAACUUGGUUAUGUUUCUUGCACUAAGAAUUAAAAAAAAAAUCUGCUGUAAGUGUGGAUUUUUUCUUUAGUUUUACCAUAUGAAUCCUCUACAUUUAGAUGGAUGUUUCGUUCCCUCAUGGUUAUAGAAUAAUUCUUUGCUUUUUCUUCUGGUUUGUUCCAGGGUUGCCAAAAAUACAGUACCUGUCAGUAAAUCUGAAAAGUGUCUUUUGUUUGCCAGGUAUUCUAUACCAGGUAAUUAAAAAUUAAUUAUUAUUUAGGCUUAUGUUGUGUUUAGUGUAGUUUUUCAGCAUUACUGUAUGGAAAAUACCAUUGCAAAGUUAGAGCAUCACUGGAGAUGUAAGAAGGGAGGAGAACCAUAUGACAUUUUAAUUAACAGCACAAAGACAUUGUGUUUUGCUGUAAAUGUUUUCUGGAUUAAGGUUUUCAUUAUUGCUUUGGUCACCGGCUCAGAGCUGAAAAGGUGUAGGAGAUAUAAUAAACCUGUCCCUUCAA